CUAUCCUUGGAAUGGUGGUUGGCUUGUCUUCACCUUAUAUCUCCCUCUUCUCUCUAUCCUAUAUUCUCUUUUCUUUCUCUCCAUUUUCCCAUUUGUGAAGAACCCAAAUUCCUAGAAUUCCAGGAAUCAAAACCCAAUAUUUCAGCAAGAUUACAAUACUGACAACAAUCUAAAGGCACCCCAUCAAUUGAUUUCUCCUGCUACAUCAAUGGCUACUGAGCCGCCAGCACCACCAUCAGCAUUCUUCUUCAUCAUCUUGGUCACUAUGUUUGCUCUCACCCCAAUUGCCCACUCCAUUCCUUUCAUAGUUCUGCAUGGAAUUGGGGAUAAAUGCAGUAACCGAGGCAUCACACACUUCACUGAGCUUCUUGGCAACUGGUCCGGCUCUCAAGGAUAUUGCAUAGAAAUUGGAGAUGGAACAUGGGAUUCCUGGGUUCUGCCCCUUCUGGAACAGACUGCAAUUGUUUGUGAGAAGGUGAAGGAAAUGACUGAGCUUAGUGAGGGUUACAACAUAGUUGGACUUUCUCAGGGUAACGUGAUAGCUCGUGGAGUUAUUGAGUUUUGUGAUGGAGGACCUCCUGUUAAGAAUUUCAUAUCGCUUGGAGGUCCUCAUGCUGGUACAGCUUCCAUUCCACUUUGUGGAUCUGGUUUCAUAUGCAUUCUUGUGGACAAUUUAAUCAAGUCGGGGAUCUACAGUGACUAUGUUCAGGAACACUUGGCUCCCAGUGGUUAUCUUAAAAUCCCAACUGACAUUAUCAGCUAUCUAGAAGGGUGUAGGUUUCUUCCAAAGCUUAAUAACGAAAUCAUUGAUAAGAGAAACUCCACUUAUAAGGAGCGGUUUUCCAGCUUACAGAACUUGGUGUUGAUCAUGUUUGAUCAUGACACAAUUUUGAUACCCAAGGAAACCGCCUGGUUUGGGUAUUAUCCAGAUGGGUCAUUUUCUUCGGUUUUGCCAGCAAAUGAGACUGAGCUCUACACUGAGGACUGGAUCGGUCUGAAAACAUUGGAUGAAGCUGGAAAGGUUAAAUUCAUCAGUGUUCCAGGAAAUCAUCUGGCAAUCUCGCGAAGUGACAUGAAAACAUACAUGGUACCUUACUUGGAGGAUCAAGCAUCAACCCAGCCAGUGAUCAUAGAUUCUUCAUCUCAUAGAGGCUCCUCAUCAAUCCUUAAUUUUGUCGUGGAACUGGUUGGGCUCACUAAGAAUAGGCCUCUUCUGCUCACUGUGGACUAACUUAGCUGUAAAUUAAGGUCUUGUUUUUGGUCAUUCAGUAGUGAAAGUUGCUGUGAGCAUGAUGUUAAUACCAGUUACUUGAUUUGCAGCUCUAAUCCCUUGCCUCAGGACGACAGAACACGCUACUACUGCAUCCAUGAACAAAAAAACAAAAUGUAGACUUAUAUUAUGAUGAAACAACACAACAAUAAACCUAUUCUUCA
Messenger RNA from Vitis riparia (riverbank grape), 1434 nucleotides. Its product is annotated as palmitoyl-protein thioesterase 1-like. The record is from RefSeq and is a predicted model, not a curated record. Gene Ontology annotation, molecular function: thiolester hydrolase activity. Bases 209 to 1231 code for a protein of 340 amino acids. NCBI's taxonomy places the organism in Eukaryota, Viridiplantae, Streptophyta, Magnoliopsida, Vitales, Vitaceae. Gene Ontology annotation, cellular component: intracellular membrane-bounded organelle. The transcript is spliced from 12 exons.